This is a messenger RNA of Laetiporus sulphureus 93-53, 681 nucleotides long. RefSeq lists its product as uncharacterized. The record is from RefSeq and is a predicted model, not a curated record. The transcript is spliced from 4 exons. The coding region runs from base 1 to 681 and encodes 226 amino acids. NCBI's taxonomy places the organism in Eukaryota, Fungi, Basidiomycota, Agaricomycetes, Polyporales, Laetiporaceae.
AUGGCUCACGAACCGCCCGACCGUCUCAUCGACGGUACUCUCCCCGCGCUGGGAGCGUCAAUGCGAAGGGAUCGAGCGCGCCACCUCGUUGCGAGACCAGAUCGCGCGUCGGGGCCACGCCGUUGCGACGGAAGACGGGGACCGUUCCUGGCGUCGCAUGCGCUCGCCGCUGACGCAAAAGGACCACAACGUGGACGCGAUGGACAGGGAGUGCCGGCAGACAUCUCGAACGGCCGCAGAGGCCGACCGUUACCUGCCGCGGAUGAUGAGGUCGAUCUAAGGGAGCGUCUCGCAUUCGCCGUCUGGUUCAGAGGUCUGAGGUGGGCGGUGACGGUCGCAUUCCAUGGCGUUCGCUCUAGGUUGCUUAAGGUCACCCUGUCAGCCGAUCCCAAUGUGUGCGGUGUUGACCGCGUGCUUGAUCCGUUGAGGUCCUGCUUGAUAUGGACGCGUGCGCUUGAGCCUAACAUGGAGGAAGACGGUCGGAACGCGAAGUGCGUCGACUCUUGCGGCUUGGUCAAUGUCCACACAGAAGAUGAGGGCCCGAGGCGACGCGCGAUGACAGACAAAAAGCAGAAACGCGUACCACGGACGUGCGAGAAGGAUGUUCGACGCGCACGCGUGACUUUGCCAUCACAGACGGCGGCGGUCAACGUGCCUUGGACGCGCACGCGGCGAUGUUGA